Eublepharis macularius is the source of this 5185-nucleotide messenger RNA. It is a transcript of the gene FGFR3, whose product is annotated as fibroblast growth factor receptor 3. The record is from RefSeq and is a predicted model, not a curated record. Gene Ontology annotation, molecular function: ATP binding; fibroblast growth factor receptor activity; fibroblast growth factor binding. The transcript is spliced from 18 exons. NCBI's taxonomy places the organism in Eukaryota, Metazoa, Chordata, Lepidosauria, Squamata, Eublepharidae. The coding region runs from base 109 to 2592 and encodes 827 amino acids. Gene Ontology annotation, biological process: positive regulation of kinase activity; protein phosphorylation; multicellular organism development. Gene Ontology annotation, cellular component: membrane; signaling receptor complex.
GCCCGCUUCCCCGCCGCCUCCCUGCGCGCAGAGCAGCGCCCCGACCGCCUCGCAGCAGGGCCGGGACGGAGCAGGCGAGCCGGGCCGGGGCCAGCAUGCGGGCGCGGGAUGGCUGAGUCCGGCCGCGGCGGCGCUCCGGGCGAGCCGGCAGGAAUGGUGGCGCGCUCGGGCUUGCUGCUGCUGCUGCUGCUGCUGCUGGGCGCCGUCGGGAGCCUCCCCGCGGCGCGGCUGCCGGGCGCGGAUCGGGAGGGCGGCUUGGCGAGACCACCGGCAGAUUACUUACGGAGUGAAACUGAUUUCCUUGAAGAACUAGUGUUCGGCAGUGGAGACACCGUUGAGCUUCUUUGCGAUACUCCAGGUUCUUCUAUGUCUGUCUUCUGGUAUAAAGAUGGCAUUGGGAUUUCGCCUACUAAUCGAACUCAUAUUGGACAAAAAUUGUUGAGGAUUAUCAAUGUGUCCUAUGAUGAUGCUGGCCUGUACAGCUGCAAGAUGAGGCACUCCCUUGAAAUGCUCCGGAACUUCACAGUUAGAGUAAAUGAUCCUCCAUCAUCGGGUGACGAUGAAGAUGACGACGAUGAGGCUGAAGAUGGAGCUGCCCCUUACUGGACUCGGCAGGAAAGGAUGGAACGGAAGCUUCUGGCCGUACCUGCUGCAAACACAGUUCGUUUUCGCUGCCCAGCUGCAGGCAAUCCUUCUCCUUCAAUACACUGGUUGAAAAAUGGCAAAGAAUUCAGAGGAGAACACCGCAUUGGGGGCAUCAAACUGCGGCACCAGCAGUGGAGCCUCGUCAUGGAGAGCGUGGUUCCAUCUGACCGAGGCAACUACACUUGUGUUGUGCAGAACAAAUAUGGCCGCAUUCAGCAUACUUAUCAACUUGAUGUUCUGGAGAGAUCACCCCAUCGUCCUAUCCUUCAGGCUGGACUGCCUGCCAACCAGACCGUGGUGGUGGGAAGCGAUGUUGAAUUCCACUGCAAAGUGUACAGUGACGCCCAGCCCCACAUCCAAUGGCUGAAACACGUGGAGGUGAAUGGCAGCAAAUACGGGCCAGAUGGGACUCCUUAUGUCACCGUCUUAAAGUCUUGGAUCAGUAAAAACGCUGAAGCCGAUGCUAACCUAAAUCUGUUCAGUGUGACAGAACAAGAUGAAGGCGAAUAUCUAUGUAGAGCCAACAAUUUCGUAGGCAGAGCCGAAAAAUCAUUUUGGCUCCACAUUCGCAAAUCAAACCCAGCAGAGGAGCGAGUGGCAGUGGAUGAGUCCAGCUCUGUUUACGCAGGCAUCCUGAGCUACGGGACGGGUUUUGUUCUUUUCAUACUGGUGGCCGUGGUGGUGAUUAUUUAUAGAAUUAAAAGGCCAACCAAAAAAGCCAUGAACGUCGCGACCAUUCAGAAAGUCUCCAAAUUCCCACUCAAGAGACAGGUAACAGUGUCUUUGGAAUCCAACUCUUCCAUGAAUUCCAAUACUCCACUAGUCCGGGUAACCCGUCUGUCCUCCAGUGACGGCCCAAUGCUGGCGCACGUUUCAGAACUCGAACUGCCUGCUGAUCCCAAGUGGGAAUUAGCACGAUCACGACUGACGCUAGGAAAGCCGCUGGGUGAAGGCUGUUUUGGUCAGGUAGUGAUGGCGGAAGCUAUCGGCAUCGAUAAGGAGAAACCAAACAAACCUGUAACUGUAGCUGUCAAGAUGCUUAAAGAUGAUGCCACAGAUAAAGAUCUUUCUGACUUGGUCUCGGAAAUGGAAAUGAUGAAAAUGAUUGGCAAACACAAGAAUAUCAUUAAUCUAUUGGGGGCCUGCACCCAGGACGGCCCUCUCUAUGUACUGGUGGAAUACGCAUCCAAGGGGAAUUUACGGGAAUACCUCAGAGCUCGUCGUCCCCCCGGCAUGGACUACUCCUUUGAUACUUGCAAGCUGCCCAAAGAGCAGUUAACAUUUAAAGACUUAGUCUCUUGCGCCUACCAGGUGGCUCGUGGGAUGGAGUACCUGGCAUCGCAGAAAUGUAUUCAUCGGGACUUGGCAGCUCGAAAUGUCUUAGUCACUGAAGAUAAUGUCAUGAAAAUUGCUGAUUUUGGCCUUGCUAGAGAUGUUCACAACAUCGAUUAUUACAAGAAAACAACCAAUGGUCGGCUUCCUGUGAAAUGGAUGGCACCAGAAGCAUUGUUUGAUCGGGUCUACACUCAUCAGAGUGAUGUAUGGUCUUUUGGAGUGCUGCUUUGGGAGAUCUUUACUUUAGGAGGGUCUCCGUACCCAGGAAUUCCAGUUGAAGAACUGUUUAAACUCUUAAAGGAAGGCCAUCGGAUGGACAAACCAGCCAACUGUACUCAUGAUUUGUACAUGAUCAUGAGGGAAUGUUGGCAUGCAGUGCCUUCGCAGAGGCCCACUUUUAAGCAGCUAGUUGAAGACCUGGAUAGAAUCUUAAUAGUGACCUCAACUGACGAGUAUCUUGACCUAUCGGUGCCUUUUGAGCAGUAUUCCCCCGUUGGCCAGGACACACCCAGUGCCUGCUCUUCAGGAGACGACUCUGUCUUCGAUCAUGAUCUUCUGACCGAUGAGCCCUGCCCACCAAAACAGCAAGCAAAUGGCACCAUCCUAACAUGAUGACAAACAAAUCUGGGAAAAAAGAGACUCUUGAAUGUAUCCUUUGGUGAGGCCAGGAACAAGCCCCAAGGAGCCAUUGAGCACAUAUUCUCCGGUUGUGUUAUUAAAAUAGUGAAGAAGCAUGGUUUGUCCUGAAGAAGCCAUUUCUCUUUUGCCAAGAGAGUUGUCUUCAAGCAAAUGGAGUGCUAUGUCCUAAUGGCUGCUGAGCCUUCAGGCUCUAGCCUGAGUGCCUUAGUCGCCUUUCUGUGCCUGCGCUAGGGGAGAAAGAAGGGGGAAAUUGUUUGUCUGCCUUUUACAAGUAAUGUUUGUGAAGAAUGUAGCCUUCUUUUCAUUAUGCAAUGAGUACAUGAACCUUUUUGGUGGAGAUCAAAAGCCACGUUGCUUGCAGGGAUUCAUACACUUGUAUAAGUCGAAUUUUCAAUAUAUUCGCUGUCAGUUUAGGAGGGACGUUACAGCCAUUCUGAAGUUAGUCACUUCGGCAAAACAUUCAUCUUUUAAAAGUUGCUUUGGUUUUCACAUGGCAGAGAAGAGCCAAUUCUUGCGCUAGAGGCAGGAAUGGAAUAAAUGAAAAUAUGCAGGUGGGAAAGUGCGAAGUAUUAGGGCUUUUCAGGGCUUAGUAAAUGGGGGUGGAAUGUUUUUGUAUACCAGCAUUUUGUGGUUAACUCUAAAUUCUUCCAGGGUAAUUGUUCAAAAUUCAUAAACGGGACUCAAAUCUUGGCUAGCUCCUAUGUUUAUAUCUGCCACUGUUUAGAAAACUGCAGGAUUUGGGGCCUAAAAGGUCCCCACAAAAGAUCCCUUGAAAUCUACUGAUUUCCCCACCUACCAACCAAUACUAGGAGGAAGUGAUUACGGGUACCUGUAGGCAAUCGUCUUUACAUAUCAAAAAGGUUUAUUCACUAGAAUUGUGUAUAUAACUAUAAAUAUGAGUGUGAGUGUGUGUGUAUAGGAGUCUAUAAUGUUAAUGCAGCUGACAGCAAGACCGAAAGAGAGAUUCUGCCAGUACGAAGCCUCCUAAUCUAGGAUAUACUGAUUUGGGCAAAGAGAUUUUCUUUAUACCUUGCCUGUUUUUUUAAAUUAUAUAGUAAUGUGAUGUAUAUUUGUAAAAUUAUUUAUAGAUAUUAACAUCUGUUUGGUUUAAAUGGUUUAGCAUUAAUGUAUACAUUAAUUUUUUUGCCAUUCGAAGUUUUAACUUAUUGAAAGUGGGAGAAGAUAUAUUAAUCAAGAUUUUUUUUUCUUUUGAGUUUACAGGAAAUAUUAAGAGAAUGUAUAGCUAGCUGUACAAUCACUUAACAAUAUUCAAUGCUGUGUAUUCUUUUUUUAACAAAGGAAAGUUAAUUCUAGAUUGCAGUGAAAAUUCAGCCUACAAUACAUUAGCGGAAAAGUCUGAACAAAUGGCAGCAGAAAUUAUUUUAACUUCUGUGUAAGUGCCAAGAAAACUUCUGUCACCUUUACCAUUGUGCAUUAAGGUGGCGUGAGUGCCUUUUUUCCAUUUUUUUAAAUGCAAGUAUUCUUUGUGGUUAAUAAAUAUGCAACAAGAACUGAAUAUUCACUGGAAAUGAUGAGUGUACAGUUGAACUUUUCUCUUGCCAGUCCACUUGUGUUUUAUGUUGGAGAAAUUAUAACUCAGUAAAAUAAUAUUUAAGUUUGAUGGCAGGGCUGGUUUGUGCAGUUUUUUGAGGCCUGCAUUUUCUUUGGAAGAAUGCCAGCUUCAGGCUAGAAAAUUAUUCUUUGGUUUUAUGUGCCCAGUAAGUUCUAUCAAAGUACUCCAUUCUAUGUCCUGAAUUUAUUGAGGGUAAGAGGACUAAGGGAAUUGUGUUCGGAAGAAGCUUUCAGUUCUUACUGCAUCUUGGUGUAGUGGCCUCAAGUGGUCUUUUCUCUUUCCUCUACUGAUCAGUUAUUUUAUCAGAAUGAAAGGGUUGCCGUGACCCCCAUUCCAGUGUUGGGUUGACUUUUUAAACACCAUAAGGGUUUUUAUCAAUAUACUUAAUUUAUAGUUUAGAAGUGUCAAAGAGGCGUUCUUUGAAAAAAAAACUUUCUGAGAUAAUUCUGAUAUUUUUCUUACCAUGUCUGUUAUUUGAGUACAUUCCGAGAAUCUGAAAAUUGCUAUUUCUAUCCAGAAUUAUGUACAAAUGCGUGCCUAAGUUAAUUCGAUAUUAUAAAUGUAUGUGCGCAUGUGCUGCACAAACCCACACACACAUUUAUAUAUAUAUAUAUAUAUAAUUUAUUGAGUUUUUAUAAAGAAGUAUUGGUUGCAAAUUAUUCUUACAUUAACAUUUCUUAUGCAGUUCUCAUAUAACUUUUAUAGCCAGGAUUUUAAAAUUUUAUUCUUUGAACCAAGAAGCUGCUCAUCAAAAUCUCAAUUGUGUGGCUUGUUACACCAGCAGUAAAAAAAAAAAAGAUUUAAUGUCUUCUAGUUGCUGUAUUUUAUUUGCUUGACAGUGCAACUGUGGAAGGUGUGAAAUAAAGUUUAUUUUUCUGUUUAUUUUGCAUUUGUUUUUCUGGCAAAAAAUAUAUAUAAAGGAUAAUUGAAUGCAAUUUCUCCUCUCCCUGUAUUGGAGUUCAUUUAAGAAUAAAACUUUGCUUUCAAAUUUUA